AAAUUAUUUUGAGAUAAUUCAAAAUUCUCAUAAAUGAAUAAUAAUCUAACAGCGUUUAUUUAACUACUAUAUAUUAUGGUAUCCUUCUAUGUUAUCCAUGAACUGCAACAGUAACUCCACUUGAUUCUUCAGCUAUGCUAACAUUCUCAUAUAAAAAGUUUCGUCAAAAGUACAUUCACCAUGUCUAUACAAUUGGUAAAAUUUUUGCAAAAUUCACUCAGAAGUGCCAAGUCUCUGGGUUUGGCUCGGCUGUCUUCUAAUGUGCCAGACACAGCAAAGCAACCAGAUCCAAUUAUAGCAAAUCUAAAGACGGCAACAAAAGUUGGUGAUGUGCUAGCUGCAGUCCAGACACACCUGCCUCUUAUGACUCAUCGCCACCUGGUGCAUGCACUCUCCUGUCUGUUCCAAAUACAUAAAGCUAAUAAAAACCAAGUCACACCUGAUGUUAUAGUGAAGGAUCCAGCGUUUGGUGUACUCUGCCAAAAUUUAAACAAAAGGGCCAGGGAGCUGGAGACGGGGGACACCAUCGAAUCCAUUAAAGUUCUGUCCUUCCUUGGCGUGCCGGCGGACGCGCUCAUCGUGCAGACCCUCCUGCAGAUGGUGAGAUGUAACAUCAACCAGCUGACCGCCCAGCAGAUCAUGUUUCUGGACUUCCUGCUGACCCAGCUCAAUGGCAGGAGCCACCUCGUCGACGCGCUCCAGCUGGCGCUGCCGCUCGCGUUCCAGAUUCAGCUGCCGCUGGAGCUGGACCCCCAGGACCUGCCCCUGCUGAGGGAGAUGCUGGUGUUCGCCUGCCGGCACCGCCUGCCGGACCGCAGCAUCAACAACAUCGUCACCGGCCUCCUGCUGCACGACCAGGCGAUCUCCGCGCCCAUGGCUAAGUCCAUCGCGUGGGCGCUGUGCCAGAUCAACUGCACUGCCGUGGUCUACCCCACCAGGAAACGGCUGCUCGACAUGUGUUGCGAGAUCAUGGUGCGACACGUCGACGACCUCGCCUACGAGGACGUCCUCCGCACUCUCGCCAAGUUCAAGCUGAGGAUACUGGACAAGCAUCCGGAAUAUUACCAGGAGGAGUUCUUCGACGCGGCGGCCGACUUCGUGGUUCAGAGGAAGUUGGACUUCGAUCGGAGCCUUCUCGUUGCCAGGAUUCUGUCUAGGAUCGCGCACGCCCACCUGGGCCUGGCCGCCCACCUGUGCGCGGCGGCGGCGGGCGAGCCGGGCACGCUGACGCGGGCGAGGCCGAACCUCCUCUUCGCCUUCAUCAACUACCUGUCCAACAACAACUACAUCCCCGGCUCCGAGCUGUGGAAGCCGCUGAAGACGCAGAUGAUGGCGAACCCCGUGCUCGACGCCACCACGCCCACGCUGCCCUGGACCAAGAUAUGCCUGGAGCUGGCAUCGCUGAACUGCUACGUGGACCGCGCGCUUCGGACGGUGUUCUCGGAGGAGUUCCUCGAGCGGUACCUGUCGAGGGAGGACAACGUUCUGGACUACCUUCAGCUCCUGACGCUGUACGAGGCCGUGAACACCUUCCACGACAGAAAGUACGCGCUGCCGGCGGAGACCGUCGCGCGGGCCAGGGAGCUCUAUCCCACGCAUGCUGUCACCGAGGCCCUGGCCGAGAGCCUGGCGCGCGGCCUUCCCCACCCCGACUGCGUCAUCACCAACGUGAUGCUCAGCAAUGGAAUACUCGCUAAUAUGAUAGUGUGUGUUCACAAAGGCUCCUUCCUGCAGUUUCCGUCGGGCCGGAGAACCGACAAAGUUCCUAUCGAGCAAUUGAAUAUCCCCAAAGAUGCAACUGUGGUGUGCAUAAUGAACUUCAACCAGGGCUGCUACUCCGUGAACAGCAGCAGGAUGCGGGGCGCGUUCCGUCUCGUGCUGGACGUGCUGGAGCGCCAGGGCUACGCCCCCAUAGGGAUCAACGGCGGCGAGUGGGCGCGCGCCCCCGCCCACGAGCGCACGCCCUAUCUCGUGAGGGAGCUCGAGUUCCGGCUGGCGGAAGUCGGCAUCAAGAUGGCGGCGACCUGAUCCUUAAGAAACUUGUGCAUUGACUGUAGAUACGAAUCUAGUUGUAAGGGGAGCGCCCUGGGAGAGAUUAAUAAAAUGAAAAGUAUUAUCGGACUU
Molecule: messenger RNA, 2124 nt
Organism: Aricia agestis (brown argus)
Lineage: Eukaryota; Metazoa; Arthropoda; Insecta; Lepidoptera; Lycaenidae
Exons: 6
Coding region: 181-2028 (615 amino acids)
Source: RefSeq, a predicted model, not a curated record